CGAGAGUGUGUUAAAUUUGCUUUGAAAACUAUUUCAAAUUUAAAAGACAUGAUGAUAUCUUUCGCAAGAAAAUCACUAGUACACGGUAUAUGGUUCGUCGUAGUAGUACUCGCCAUCAUAGUCGUCGCAGCCGGAGAUGAAAUAUCGCCGGAGCCGGCAAUGUUUCCGGCGAUGUUUGUGUUCGGAGACUCAUUGGUGGACAACGGAAACAACAACCGCUUGAAUUCGCUCGCUAGGUCCAACUAUUUCCCUUAUGGCAUCGAUUUCGACGGUGGUCAACCCACCGGUCGCUUCUCUAACGGCAAAACCAUCGUCGAUUUCAUCGGGGAGUUGAUAGGGCUGCCGGGGAUUCCGGCGUUUAUGGAAACGGUAGACGGAGGAGUUGAUGUUCUCCGGGGAGUGAACUAUGCGUCAGCUGCCGGAGGAAUCUUAGAGGAAACCGGUCAACAUCUCGGAGAGAGAUUCAGCAUGAGAAGACAAGUGGAGAACUUCGAGAAGACAUUAAUGGAGAUAAGCAGAGGGAGAGAGUCAGUAAAGGAGUAUAUGGCAAAGUCAUUGGUGGUGGUUUCAUUGGGGAACAAUGACUACAUUAACAAUUACUUGAAACCAUCGCUUUUCCUCACCAGCUCCAUUUACGACCCUCCUUCUUUCGCCGACCUCCUUCUCUCCAACUUCACCUAUCAUCUCCUCGAAUUGUAUGAAAAGGGGUUUAGGAAAUUCGUACUAGCUGGUGUGGGUCCCUUGGGUUGCAUACCGGACCAACUAGCCGUUCGGGCGGUUCCGCCGGGUGAAUGUGUGGAGGCGGUUAAUGAGAUGGCUGAGCUUUUCAACAACCGCCUCAAGUCGUUGGUGGAUCGUCUCAAUUCCGAUGACAAAACCGCCCGCGAUGCCAUCUUUGUCUAUGGCAAUACCUACGGAGCCGCCGUGGAUAUCCUCACAAACCCCUUUGCUUACGGAUUCGAGGUGACGGAUAGAGGGUGUUGUGGCGUAGGGAGAAACAGGGGAGAAAUUACGUGUUUGCCCCUAGCUGUCCCAUGUGUUCUCAGAGAUCGACACGUGUUCUGGGAUGCGUUUCAUCCUACGCAAGCUUUUAAUGUCAUAAUUGCUCUUAGAGCCUUUAAUGGUUCCAAAUCCGAUUGUUACCCCAUUAAUCUUUCUCAAAUAAAAGCCCAAAUCCAAAUUAGAGAAGCCCAAAACAAGGCUAGUGACUGGCGCGGCCGGUUGAGAAAGAAGAUAAGCUUGGGAAUACACACGUCUGACCAUUUCAUUCUCUCCGGCGUGAUGGAAACAGAGGCGGUGGUUCGUACCGUCGCCGGCGUCGACUGUUUCGUCUCACUACCUCGUCAAAUACUACACGUGCUUCAGUCCACUAGCUCGUCUCCUCUCCCUCCGCUUCUCCCUGUCGAGCUCCGCUCCGGUGACCGCCGCUGGCCAGUUGCUUGGUCCGGCUCUAGCUCAUCCUCUUCUGCGAUCGAGGUCGCUAGAGUGUUUGCGGAAAGCAUUUCAUUGCCGGAUGGUACAGUUGUUCAAGUUCGAGUUCUUUCUAAUGUGCCGAAGGCUACUUUAGUAACAGUCGAACCAGAGACUGAAGAUGAUUGGGAAGUUCUCGAGCUCAAUGCAGAACUUGCCGAGGCAGCUAUACUCAGUCAGGUGAGGAUACUUCACGAGACAAUGAAAUUCCCUUUGUGGUUGCAUGACCGAUCUGUGAUAAGAUUUGCUGUGGUUUCAACAUUUCCACCAAAAGGGGUGGUACAACUUGUGCCAGGAUCUGAAGUGGCUGUGGCUCCUAAGAGACGUGAAAGAAAUCUCAACGCUAAAAAGGGUUCUGAUGCUUUUGAUUCGGAGAAAGAAUGUAACAAUGUGAAAGUCCUGUUACGUGUACAAGAUACCAACAGAUCAGCCUUUCAUGAAGCUGAUGUCAAAGGAUUUGAUGUAAGGGUAGCCCUCACGUCCAUUGCCUAUAUUCAUCCAGAAACUGCCAAGAAAUACUCGUUAGAAUCUCUUCAAAUGAUUUCGGUAUCCCCUCGAAUACCUUUGAAAGGUAGUGCGAAGAAGGACGAAGCCUUGGAUAUGAGAAACAGUGAAGCUUCAAAGGUGGUAGAGAAUGGCACUCAAAGCGCAAAGAAAGAUCCCCGUCGAGCAAUUCUUCGUCUUGUCUUUUCAGAUUUAGCUGCUAAAGGACAUAUAAUGAUGGUCGAGUCUCUUCGUCUCUAUCUAGGAGCAGGCCUUCACUCAUGGGUUCACUUAAGGGGAUGCAGUGAGAAUCUUAAGAAAGAAAUUCCUGCUCUUUCACUUUCUCCGUGCGUGCUUGACAGAGGUACUGAUAUGCUUGGCAAUCAUAUUUCUAAUAGAAAAAGCAGUCAUCCACUUUCUGGCCUGACUACCAAUGUAGAUGUUGUGGACUGGUCUGUGCAUGAGAAGGUUGUUACGGCUCUUUCAUCUGAGGAUUUGCAUAUUAAAGGAGAAGAAGAUAAUGCCUAUCAACUUAAGAAUAAGAAAGGAUUGGAAUGCCUUACUCGCCUGUGGUCAUUAGCACAGCUUGAUGCUAUUGCGUCAGUCAAAGGAGUUGAUGUUAGUUCGGUGAUUGUAGGAAGAGAAACCUUGUUCCAUUUUGAAGUGAGAGGGCUCGAAUCCUGUAAGUCCACAGACGGGCAGCCUUCUGUUAAUGAUCGUUUGGAAAGGAAGAAGGAAAAAAACGUUCCUUUAGAAAUUUUGUACGUAAUGACUGUCUCUGACGAGUCUUCGCUUGGUGAUAACUUCGCUGUGUAUGAGCUUACCUUGGAUAGAAGCGAGAAAAAGGACAAUGUGGAGCAUAUCGAGCCGGUGCUUGAGAAGAUGAAUCUUGAUGAACCUAUAAUUUUCUCCUCUGCUAAAGAAAGACACUGCAAUAAAGGUGUUUCCCCGGAUAUAUCUUCCUUAGCGUGGAUGGGCUCAAUUGUGUCGGAUGUUAUCAAAAGGAUGACCGUGUUGUUGUCUCCCGCAGCUGGAAUGUGGUUUAGCAAGUUCAAUAUUCCUUCACCUGGACAUGUCCUCAUAUAUGGGCCUCCUGGUUCAGGAAAGACAAUAUUAGCAAGAGCUGCUGCAAAGUACUUUGAAGAACAAAAAGACUUGUUGGCACAUGUGAUUCUGGUAUCCUGUUCUGCACUUGCCUUGGAGAAGGUUCAACACAUCCGUCAAGUCCUUUCUAGUGUAAUAGCUGAAGGCUUGGAACAUGCACCAUCUGUAAUCAUUUUGGAUGAUCUUGAUAGCAUUAUCUCAUCAUCUUCGGAUAACGAAGGAACUCAAGCUUCGAAUGCGGUUACGAUGCUUACAAAAUUCCUAACAGAUAUUAUAGAUGAUUACAAGGAAUACAGGACUUCCUCUUGUGGAAUUGGUCCACUUGCAUUUGUUGCUUCUGUCCAGUCUCUAGAAAAUAUACCGCAGACAUUGAGCUCAUCGGGAAGAUUUGACUUCCAUGUGCAACUGGCUGCUCCUGCUACCACUGAACGCGGGGCCAUACUGAAGCAUGAGAUACAAAAACGCCUUUUAGAGUGUUCGGAAGACAUAUUGCUCGAGUUAGCUGCCAAAUGUGAAGGAUAUGAUGCGUAUGACCUGGAAAUAUUGGUUGAUAGAGCUGUUCAUGCUGCCAUUGGCCGGCAUCUACCUUGUAAAUCCAAUAUAUCCAAAUAUCAUUUGGUUAAAGAGGACUUUACUCGAGCUAUGCAUGAAUUUGUGCCUGUUGCCAUGCGUGACAUCACAAAAUCUGCAUCCGAAGGUGGACGUUCGGGAUGGGAAGAUGUUGGAGGUGUGACUGAUAUUAAAAAUGCUAUCAAAGAGAUGAUUGAGUUGCCAUCGAGAUUUCCAAAAAUCUUUGCUAAGUCUCCUCUGCGUUUGAGAUCAAACGUUCUCUUAUAUGGCCCACCUGGUUGUGGGAAGACACACAUAGUUGGUGCAGCUGCGGCGGCAUGUUCUUUACGCUUCAUUUCAGUGAAGGGGCCUGAACUAUUAAACAAAUACAUCGGCGCUUCUGAACAAGCUGCAGCAGCCGCAGCACCAUGCCUACUCUUUUUCGAUGAAUUCGAUUCAAUUGCUCCCAAGAGAGGACAUGAUAAUACGGGAGUUACUGAUCGAGUUGUUAAUCAAUUCCUGACAGAAUUGGAUGGGGUUGAAGUUCUAACCGGGGUCUUUGUAUUUGCUGCAACGAGUAGACCAGACCUACUUGAUCCUGCACUACUAAGGCCUGGCCGGCUUGAUCGUCUUCUUAUGUGCGACUUUCCAUCCCCACCAGAGCGAUUGGAGAUUCUUACAGUUCUUUCUAGAAAGCUUCCGAUGGCUGGUGAUGUCGACCUAGACCCUAUAGCUCAGAUGACUGAAGGCUUUAGUGGAGCUGAUCUUCAAGCUCUUCUCUCAGAUGCGCAGCUUGCAGCUGUUCACGAGUUUCUGAACAGAGAAGAUAAGCCGGAGACCGGAACUACCCCAAUAAUAACCGAUCCUCUUCUGAAGUCCAUCGCUUCUAAAACUAAACCAUCGGUUUCCGAAACCGAGAAACAAAAGCUUUAUGACAUAUAUAGCCAGUUUCUAGACUCACGAAAAUCGUCAAGAGAAGCAAAGGGCAAAAGAGCAACCUUAGCAUAAUCAAAGGUAUCACAAAAUGGUUACAUAGUAGGAAUCACAUCAUGAGGUAUAGUUUCCCUUGUGAUAUACAUAUGCAUAGUGAUAAGCAUCAUAGCAAAAAACUGUUUUUGAGUUUUGAGAUAAACAUAGAUAGAGAGCAAUAAUGUUGGGGUCUCUUUAGAGGGUAAGAUCCAAACGGCUGUAAACAACUGUUGUGUAAAAGCAAGAUCCGGUUCGAUUUUGAGUCGACCCACACGACUAACUCGGUUUUGUUUGUUGGUUGUCCGAUGUGCAAGUAUUCGGAUGUUUCAUGUUUGAUGUUCAUGAAUCUCUUUAGAGGGUAAGAAUCAAGUCAAAUGGAUUAAAUCAUGAUUGUUAGUUUUUAACUUUAAAUGGAUUCAAUGGAUGACAGCCG
Molecule: messenger RNA, 5008 nt
Organism: Thlaspi arvense
Lineage: Eukaryota; Viridiplantae; Streptophyta; Magnoliopsida; Brassicales; Brassicaceae
Source: the annotation of a GenBank genome assembly